AGCCCCGAGCCCCGAGCCGCGGCAGCCGCAGCGGGAUGGAGGCGGCGACGCGCACCGAGCGCCCCGCAGGCUGGCCCGGGGCGCCCCUCGCCCGGACCGGGCUCCUGCUCUUGUCGACGUGGGUCCUGGCCGGCGCGGAGAUUACUUGGGGCGCGACGGGCGGUCCCGGGAGCCCCGCGGCCGCCCGGGCUUCGCGGCCACCGGCGCUGCCGCUUCUCUCGCCGCGGGCAGUGGCGGCGAACUCGUGGCCCAGGGAGCUGGCGACGGCGCGGAGAGGCGCUGUUCUGGGGCGCCAGCCCAGACCCGAACCGCUGCCCCAGCCGAGAGGCGGCGGCCAGAAGAAGCCCGGAGCCGCCCGGGUGCCGUCGCCGGCGGACGCACCGUGGGGACCGGACAGCCCGGCUUUGGGCAAAGCUGGCGGCGCCAGGAGAAGUCGCCGCGCUCAGCCUCCCAGCGCCCUGGAACGCGGGGACACCCGGGCCACGGUCUUGGCCGAGGAUGCCCAAGGAAGCCGCCUUCUGGCCAAGGGUCUCCGGGAGGAGUUGAAGGCGCCGCGGGCCGGCGGGGCGGCAGCGGUAGAGGAGCUCCGGCUGCCCAGCACUUCGUUCGCGCUGACCGGGGACUCGGCCCACAACCAAGCCAUGGUGCACUGGUCGGGACACAACAGCAGCGUUAUACUGAUCCUGACCAAGCUGUAUGACUUCAACCUGGGGAGCGUGACAGAGAGCUCACUUUGGAGAUCAACAGAUUAUGGCACCACUUAUGAAAAGCUCAAUGACAAAGUGGGUCUGAAGACGGUCCUAAGUUACCUCUAUGUCAAUCCCACCAACAAAAGGAAGAUCAUGCUUCUUAGUGAUCCUGAAAUGGAGAGCAGUAUAUUGAUUAGCUCAGAUGAAGGGGCGACCUAUCAGAAAUAUCGUCUCACCUUCAAUAUCCAGAGUUUGCUCUUUCAUCCUAAGCAAGAGGACUGGGUGCUAGCCUACAGUCUGGAUCAAAAGCUCUACAGCUCCAUGGACUUUGGAAGACGAUGGCAGCUUGUCCAUGAACGUAUCACACCUAACAGAUUUUACUGGUCGGUGGCUGGACUGGAUAAGGAGGCAGACUUGGUUCACAUGGAGGUGCGGACCUCGGAUGGAUAUGCUCACUACCUCACCUGCAGGAUCCAGGAAUGUGCUGAGACAACUCGUAGUGGGCCUUUUGCUCGCUCCAUUGACAUCAGUUCUCUGGUUGUCCAGGAUGAGUAUAUCUUCAUCCAGGUAACAACUGGAGGAAGAGCUAGCUACUAUGUGUCCUAUCGAAGAGAGGCCUUCGCUCAGAUCAAACUGCCAAAGUACUCACUGCCCAAGGACAUGCAUAUCAUCAGCACUGAUGAGAACCAAGUAUUUGCUGCAGUCCAGGAAUGGAACCAGAAUGACACAUACAACCUCUACAUCUCAGACACGCGAGGGAUCUACUUUACCCUGGCAAUGGAAAACAUUAAAAGUAGCAGAGGUCUAAUGGGAAACGUCAUUAUUGAGUUGUAUGAGGUAGCAGGUAUCAAAGGGAUAUUUCUGGCAAACAAGAAGGUGGAUGACCAGGUGAAGACCUACAUCACCUACAACAAGGGCAGAGAUUGGCGUUUAAUACAAGCCCCAGACGUGGACCUAAGAGGAAACCCAGUCCACUGCCUUCUGCCAUUCUGUUCCUUGCACCUGCACUUGCAGAUUUCUGAAAAUCCAUAUUCCUCAGGAAGAAUCUCCAGCAAGAACACUGCCCCAGGACUCUUGGUGGCUACAGGCAACAUUGGUUCGGAGCUGUCAUAUACUGAUAUUGGUGUGUUUAUCUCUUCUGAUGGAGGCAAUACAUGGAGACAGAUCUUUGAUGAAGAGUACAAUGUCUGGUUCCUAGACUGGGGUGGCGCCCUCGUGGCCAUGAAACACACACCUCUGCCUGUUAAGCAUUUGUGGGUGAGUUUUGACGAGGGCCACUCCUGGGACAAAUAUGGUUUCACUUCAGUUCCUCUCUUUGUUGAUGGUGCUCUGGUGGAAGCAGGAGUGGAGACCCAAAUCAUGACAGUUUUUGGCCACUUCAGCCUUCGCAGUGAAUGGCAGUUGGUGAAAGUGGACUAUAAAUCUAUCUUCAGUCGGCACUGCACCAAGGAAGAUUACCAGACCUGGCACCUUCUCAACCAGGGGGAGCCUUGUGUCAUGGGAGAAAGAAAAAUAUUCAAGAAACGCAAACCUGGAGCUCAGUGUGCCCUUGGUCGAGAGUCCUCUGGGACAGUGGUCUCAGAACCCUGUGUCUGUGCUGACUGGGACUUUGAGUGUGACUAUGGCUAUGAGAGACACGGAGAGACCCAAUGUGUCCCAGCUUUCUGGUAUAACCCAGCAUCCCCAUCAAAAGAUUGCAGCCUUGGUCAAAGCUACUUGAAUAGCACUGGGUACCGGCGGAUUGUUUCCAAUAACUGCACAGAUGGACUGAGGGAAAAGUACACUGCCAAGGCUCAGAUGUGCCCUGGGAAAGCCCCUCGGGGUCUUCAUGUGGUGACAACUGAUGGGCGCCUGGUUGCAGAGCAGGGCCACAAUGCAACCUUCAUCAUACUCAUGGAGGAGGGUGAUCUCCAAAGGACAAACAUCCAGCUUGACUUUGGGGAUGGGAUUGCUGUGUCUUAUGCUAACUUCAGCCCUAUUGAGGAAGGCAUCAAGCACAUAUACAAGAGCGCAGGGAUCUUUCAGGUGACAGCCUAUGCAGAGAACAACCUGGGAUCUGACACAGCUGUUCUCUUCCUGCAUGUGGUUUGCCCUGUGGAACAUGUUCAUCUCCGAGUUCCGUUUGUUGCCAUAAAAAAUAAAGAAGUCAACAUCAGUGCAGUUGUGUGGCCCAGUCAGCUGGGGACCCUUACCUAUUUCUGGUGGUUCGGAAAUAGCACCAAGCCUCUCAUCACCUUGGACAGCAGCAUUUCCUUCACAUUCCUUGCAGAGGGAACCAAUACCAUCACUGUACAGGUGGCAGCAGGAAAUGCCCUAAUCCAAGACACAAAAGACAUUGCAGUUCACGAAUAUUUUCAAUCCCAACUCUUAUCAUUCUCUCCUAACUUGGAUUACCACAAUCCUGAUAUUCCUGAGUGGAGGCAAGAUAUUGGUAAUGUCAUCAAGCGAGCUUUGAUUAAAGUAACUAGUGUCCCAGAAGAGCAGAUUCUGGUGGCUGUGUUUCCUGGACUUCCCACUUCAGCUGAACUCUUUAUCCUCCCUCCCAAGAACCUGACAGAGAGGCGGAAAGGCAAUGAAGGUGACCUGGAACAAAUUGUGGAACUGCUGUUUAAUGCCUUGAAUCAGAACUUGGUCCAGUUUGAACUGAAGCCAGGGGUUCAGGUCAUCGUGUAUGUCACACAGCUGACUUUAGCUCCUUUAGUGGACUCCAGUGCUGGACACAGCAGCUCAGCCAUGCUUAUGCUACUAUCAGUGGUAUUUGUUGGCUUGGCUGUGUUUCUGAUCUACAAGUUUAAAAGGAAAAUUCCCUGGAUUAACAUCUAUGCUCAAGUUCAACAUGACAAAGAGCAAGAGAUGAUUGGAUCAGUAAGCCAAAGUGAAAAUGCCCCUAAAAUCACACUCAGUGAUUUCACUGAACCUGAGGAACUGCUGGACAAAGAGCUGGAUACCCGGGUGAUUGGAGGCAUUGCCACCAUUGCAAACAGUGAAAGCACAAAGGAGAUUCCCAACUGCACUAGUGUUUAAGACCAACAGUCAUGUGGUUUACCAUCUUUCUGAAUUUUUAAUUUUAAUGACGAUGAUUACUAUAAUUAUUGAAAAAUGAAAAUGUCUUUUUUUACCUUUUGUUUAGGAAGGGCCCCUUCAUACAAAGCAGUUAGAGGCUUGGCUUUGGGAGACAAGCGCAUUCUUAGAUGAUUAAAAUGAGGGAAAACCCAUAAAUGGUGAUAUUUCUGCUAAAAACAAAGAAUGAAUCUUUCCAUGGCCUUCUUGCUUUAUUCUGCCACAGAUAGAGCAGGAGAUUCUUUUUAUGAGUGGUUUGUUUUUUUUCUUUUUCAGUCAGGUUGGUUUUCCAUUAACUCUCCAUAUACCCUAUAGCACCAACAGUUCUCCUCAGCAUAUGCUCCUUCCAUCCAAACCAUUUCCCAGUUAGAUCUGCAGAAGACAGGUUGAUGGGGAGUGACCAUAGUCUACAGAAAGCUUGCACAUCUUAAUGAGAGGCUCUGCCUUGUGCAUGUCCAUAGUGAGGCUGCAGAUGGCUUAUUGUAUAUACUUACCAUGUAAAUAGCUUUUUAUUUCCUAAGAAAUAAUUUAAUGUUUAGUAAAAAAGAAAACAGAAAAAAGAAAGAUGUGUGUGUGGGGCUUAUGCACUCAUCCUCAGAGCUGACCAAUCCCCCAGGCCUGCUUGAAAUGUUGGGUUCUGGAUGCUCUCCAGUUGUCUGUCACCCUUAACUCUUGCAUUUCUGUGUCCACUUCAUAUCUGGUUUCUACUUAUGUAUAUAAUG
Messenger RNA from Suncus etruscus (white-toothed pygmy shrew), 4471 nucleotides. It is a transcript of the gene SORCS3, whose product is annotated as sortilin related VPS10 domain containing receptor 3. Lineage: Eukaryota; Metazoa; Chordata; Mammalia; Eulipotyphla; Soricidae. The record is from RefSeq and is a predicted model, not a curated record. Gene Ontology annotation, molecular function: protein binding. The transcript has 27 exons. Gene Ontology annotation, cellular component: postsynaptic density membrane. The coding region runs from base 36 to 3713 and encodes 1225 amino acids.